Molecule: messenger RNA, 489 nt
Organism: Gryllus bimaculatus (two-spotted cricket)
Lineage: Eukaryota; Metazoa; Arthropoda; Insecta; Orthoptera; Gryllidae
Source: the annotation of a GenBank genome assembly
AUGGCGCUCCCGUGCCCGUACGACUGUAACGCCGCACGGAAAAGCCAUGCUGUCAGAAGCGUGUGCUCUCUGCGCCAGUUCCAGUGCGCCAACGGCCGCUGCAUCCCGCACACGUGGAUGUGCGAAGGAGAAGACGACUGCGGAGACAACUCGGACGAGACGGCGCAGGAGUGUCACGACUGGAUCAUCGCAGGGCGGAAGCGGCCCUCGCAGAAGGUCCCUCUCAAGCCCUCUUUCCCGCAAGGCUCCGGCGACGACGGGUCCAUUCCGAACUCUCCGGUGACUCCGCCCACGAAGCACAUGGACGGGGAGCCCGAGAAGGGCAUCCACAAGAACGUGCUGAGCAACAGGGUGGGCCCCGCCGAAACGAAGGAUGUUGACGACGUAGACGCCGACGGAGAAGAUGAAGACGAAUAUGAAAGUGAGUGAGCCGACGCCCCCGGCGCCCGCUACCCGGUGCGGCGCCGUCCUGCGGUGAGUCGAAGAGGG